Molecule: messenger RNA, 3081 nt
Organism: Pelobates fuscus (common spadefoot toad)
Lineage: Eukaryota; Metazoa; Chordata; Amphibia; Anura; Pelobatidae
Gene: MAB21L3
Product: mab-21 like 3
Exons: 7
Coding region: 162-1352 (396 amino acids)
Source: RefSeq, a predicted model, not a curated record
GUGAUACAGUUAGAGGUGGCAUGUUGCACAUUUCCUCUACAGGACUAAUAGCGCUCCUGCAGGUGUAGUGUAGUACAGCUGCCGUGCAGAGCCGUGUGUUCUAGUAUUUGCAGAGCGGUGCCUGGUUGUAGUGUUGUGUCACUGCAGAUUUAGCAAAAGAAAUGAAGGAACUGACUGAGGAAGAUCUGAACAGUGUUCUUCUAAACAAGGGAGAUAUUCGUCGACGCCACAUUUCCAAGGUGGUGGAAGAGGUUCAGAAAGUAACCCAGCAGCUCACGGCCUACGUCAGUACUCAGGAUCUCAGAUUCCAGACUAUCGCCAACACAGGGAUUCACAGCGACAGUCUAAAGGAUCAGCCAGACCUACUAGCUCAUUGGACGGUGCUGCUCAGGGGGAGACGCAUUCUGCACCCCUCUAUACAGGUUGUGGCUCCUUCCCAGUUCUUGGUCACUGUGCCACUUCGGGGUCUAAGUGGAUUCCGGCAGAGGAGUACCAGGCGUUGGCGCUACUAUACCCCAAGCGGUGUCCGUCUGCUGACUCCAGUUAUGGAGCCUGAGAAACUACACCAAUGGUUGGAGGUGGAACAGUUCCAAAAAAGCACACCCCACUGGCAUGAAAGUGAUGUCAACAUUCAGGGGGACUUGCUCCCGGCCCGCGUGGUCAGCGUCUUCCAGGCACUUCUCCACAGGGCCAUCUCCUCCUGCAACCUUUCUGAUAAGGUGAGUGUGAUGGACUGCUUUGGUCCCGCCACUAAAGUGCACAUAGAGACCUCAAUGCAGUCUGUGGAAGUAGAGUUGGUCCCAAUGAUAGAGAUCCCUGGUUACUGGCCCAAGAAAGCUCGCUGGCCAAGGUUCCUAAAGCGGUGGCCUUCCAAGGACCGAGCUCAGUGUGUAAAGUCCUUUGGUUUUGACCUAUUGGCACGAUCUAAUUACCACUGGCAGCUGUCCUUCCUUCGAGCAGAGCGCCUCCUGCUGGAAACCAUGGAUGAGGAUGGUGGCUGCCGCAUGAAAUGUCUGCGUGUUCUGCGCCAGAUGAAGGAAGAUAUUUGGUGUCCAGGAAACCAUCCUGUGAUUACUUCACAACACUUACACAUGAUUGUUCUCUGGGCCUGUGAGAAACAUCCAACCACCAAGUCAUGGCAAGAUUUUGUAAAAUGUUUUCUGCGUCUUGUUCGGCAGCUUCUGAAGUGCACAAGACAAAGAUUCCUCCGCCAUUACUUUGUCAGACGUGCCAAUCUAUUGAAAUAUGCAGAUGCUACACAGAUGGAUGUACUGGCUACCAAACUGACCCAGUUCCUUCAAUGUCCAUCUAUAGAGAGUUCUUUAAACAAAGGGAGCUCAUCUGUCUGCUAACAGUGCUCAGCCCAGGAUUUACUAAACUUUGGAACUGCACUUCGAAAUAUCUCUUCCUAAUUGAGAAAAGACCACUAAGAUAUACCUCCAACCCUUGUUCGUAAAAGACAAGAAACUUAACUGUGCCCAGAGACUGUAUCUCCACCUGCUAUUCCUGAUAGAGACCAGUCUGUACUCUGAGAAGUUACCUCCAACCGCUGCUCCUGAUAGAGAUGGAAAAAUUCUGUUCUCUAAAUUGUUCUCCACCCCUUGACUUGGUGGAGAGGAAGACAGUAGGUUAUGAGACAUUUCUCCAUGGACCUGAUAGAGAAGACACUGAAUUAUGAGAUGUUUCCCCACAGCCAUGGUCCUGAUCGAGCAGACAAUGAAUUAUGAGAUGUUUCCCCACAGCCAUGGUACUGAUGGAGAAGACAAUGAAUUAUGAGAUGUUUCCCCACAGCCACGGUCCUGAUCGAGCAGACAAUGAAUUAUGAGAUGUUUCCCCACAGCCAUGGUACUGAUGGAGAAGACAAUGAAUUAUGAGAUGUUUCCCCACAGCCACGGUCCUGAUCGAGCAGACAAUGAAUUAUGAGAUGUUUCCCCACAGCCAUGGUCCUGAUAGAGAAGACAAUGAAUUAUGAGAUGUUUCCCCACAGCCAUGGUCCUGAUAGAGAAGACAAUGCAUUAUGAGAUGUUUCCCCACAGCCAUGGUCCUGAUCGAGCAGACAAUGCAUUAUGAGAUGUUUCCCCACAGCCAUGGUCCUGAUAGAGAAGAAAAUGCAUUAUGAGAUGUUUUCCCACAGCCAUGGUCCUGAUAGAGAAGCCAAUGAACUAUGAGAUGUUUCCCCACAGCCAUGGUCCUGAUCGAGAAGACAAUGCAUUAUGAGAUGUUUCCCCACAGCCAUGGUCCUGAUAGAAUAGACAAUGAAUUAUGAUAUGUUUCCCCACAGCCAUGGUCCUGAUAGAAUAGACAAUGAAUUAUGAGCUGUUUCCCCACAGCCAUGGUCCUGAUAGAGAAGACAAUGAACUAUGAGAUGUUUCCCCACAGCCAUGGUCCUGAUCGAGAAGACAAUGCAUUCUGAGAUGUUUCCCCACAGCCAUGGUCCUGAUAGAAUAGACAAUGAAUUAUGAGCUGUUUCCCCACAGCCAUGGUCCUGAUAGAGAAGACAAUGAACUAUGAGAUGUUUCGCCACAGCCAUGGUCCUGAUCGAGAAGAAAAUGCAUUCUGAGAUGUUUCCCCACAGCCAUGGUCCUGAUAGAAUAGACAAUGAAUUAUGAGAUGUUUCCCCACAGCCAUGGUCCUGAUAGAAUAGACAAUGAAUUAUGAGAUGUUUCCCCACAGCCAUGGUCCUGAUAGAAUAGACAAUGAAUUAUGAGAUGUUUCCCCACAGCCAUGGUCCUGAUAGAGAAGAAGACAUUGUAUCAUGUAUGCCCAUAAUGCACUGUCCACAGUCUUCUAUAAUUGAGUGGAGAACCCCUAGUCUCUCCCUAUACUGUGCAAUGCAGGAGAUGCAGUGGGUUGUCACCAGGUGGCAGCACUGAUUAAUAUAUUGAGAUUGCCUGUCCUCUAUAAUGCUAUGAUGCUUUAGACUCGCUCCUGCUGAUAGCCAACUCAGAAACAAUGUAACUGUAUACUGUGUGAUAUAUUAUAAUCCAUGCCCUGAUACUGUGUGAUAUAUUAUAAUCCAUGCCCUGAUACUGUGUGAUAUAUUAUAAUCCAUGCCCUGAUACUGUGUGAUAUAUUAUAAUC